Owenia fusiformis is the source of this 1258-nucleotide messenger RNA. The record is from the annotation of a GenBank genome assembly. NCBI's taxonomy places the organism in Eukaryota, Metazoa, Annelida, Polychaeta, Sabellida, Oweniidae.
CUCAGUCAAUAAAUUCAAGAGAACUUUUAUGAAACUCAUUACAUAUACAAUUCAGGAAAAUCUCAAUAAUGGAGAAAGCGUUAAAUCAUAUGGAAAAUAUUAGACCGACUAAUGAAAGAAAGGCAAACAAACCACUGAUGGAGAAGAGAAGACGUGCUCGGAUAAAUAACUGUCUCGCUGAGCUCAAGUCCAUCGUCCUUGAAGCUUUGAAAAAAGAUCCUGCCCGGUAUUCUAAACUUGAGAAGGCUGAUAUUCUGGAGAUGACCGUCCAGUAUUUACAGACCGUACACAAGCCACCUGUUGACUCUGCUGCGCCUUCACAAGCGCCAUCUAGGCACAGUCCUGACAUGUUUGAGAACUAUUCAAUGGGAUACAACUCUUGCGUUCGCGAAACCAUACGAUAUAUGGACACUAUAGAUGAUGGUAUCGAUGUAGAAAUGAAGGACAGAAUCAGUGGACAUUUAUCUAAGCGCACACAAAACGUUGAUUGUCGUUCAGUGUCCCCCUCCGUACAGAAACCUAUAUCUAUUGACAUUCCUAGCUCUCCCAUGCGUGGAUCACUGAUCACGGAAAGAACAAACAGUGAACAGAUGAACGCAAUGGCGCAACACAACACUGCGCACGCACAUGAAGUAAGUCCCGUCACAACAAUGGCUUUGAAAUUAAACGACGUAACGAUAAUGCCAUCUCACUCUGGGUCGACUUCUGCAGUACCAAUCAGUUUUUCUCAGAAUGGACCGACAUCAUCUGUCUCUCCCUUGACUCUCACAACGGGGCAAAUGGCUUAUUUGAUUGUUGGCACCACAAAUAUAGUUCCUGGAGCACAAAUAACACCGACCAAUACAAUGGUUGUAACACCUGUGACAUCACAACCACAUCACGCCUUUAAUCUGCAACAUGGAAGAACUAGUCAAUCAAAAAACAAUUCGACAACAACGCCAUCUAUUAACAUGAACAAUAUGCCAGUAUUCCUAGACUCAAACGAAAAUCAUACGGCUUUCAAAAAUAAGAAUAUCUGUAACUAUGGCGAUGAUAAAGAUGUCUGGAGGCCAUGGUGAUUAUUUUUAUUAGGCCAAAAUAAUUUUGAAAAAAGGUUUUCCCUGUGUGGUAGAUACUGCUGAAACUGUUGAAACAUAAAUCAGGUCAACAAUACAUGUGUACUAUCUGCUGAUGAAGUCACAAACUGCUGUAAUGUAAAAAUAUAAUAACAUAUAUAAUUUUUCGAAUAGAAUAUUUUUUCAAAUAAAAUAGCUCUUAA